Molecule: messenger RNA, 2416 nt
Organism: Aaosphaeria arxii CBS 175.79
Lineage: Eukaryota; Fungi; Ascomycota; Dothideomycetes; Pleosporales
Exons: 3
Coding region: 83-2317 (744 amino acids)
Biological process (GO): regulation of DNA-templated transcription
Cellular component (GO): nucleus
Molecular function (GO): DNA-binding transcription factor activity, RNA polymerase II-specific; zinc ion binding
Source: RefSeq, a predicted model, not a curated record
GUUUCCCAAAACACUAUUGUGUAUAUCGUUUGCAGUAUAAUUUUCGGGAUCUUUCCCAUCUUUCACUUGGAAAUGGUACAUCAUGACUGGUUUAGGAUUCCCGGCAAGAUUACGUGUGUCACACCAGAACCGUACCUUGAACAAGAACUUUAGACGGAAUGGAAAGCUUCAAUCUUGUGAACCAUGUCGUAAGGGAAAGCUUCGAUGCGACCACAUGAUGCCGCACUGCGGUCGCUGCAUCAGACGGAACAAGACCGAGCAAUGUGUCUACCAUCCUGCUCCUCUGACUAAGGCCACAGCCAUCCCAACUCCUGAGCCCUCAGAGACCGCUGCCUCUUCGACCGUAGUCUGUCAAGAAGAAAGCAACAGCACCUUCGCAACACUAUCCUUUCCUCGCCCGGACAGUCCUUCCACGACGCCACCGAGACUACCGCGAGCCAGUAGUCUUCCUGCGCAACCCCCAUCGAAUCAAGAACCUCUCUGUUCUGAUGAGCUUGGUCAGCCGCUUCACCACACCGAAGCCCUCGAUGAACCUAUGAAGCAUCGCAGAAAGGAGGAAUUCAUCUCUCAUUCCGCCAUCGUAGCGGAGAAUGAGCUAAGUGUUGGCAUAUUACCAGCCCCUCAUUUGGGAGACUCGACUGGUCAUUCUAGAAUUCCUCAGUCGCAUAUUGAGAGAGGUGCUCUAGUUCUUGGUCUACUCAAGAAUCUUCCGCAGCUUGAUGUAUACAUCCAGAAGCUAUUUCAAUUCUGCCAAGGCACCAUCAUCAUCGAACCCAUGGUGAAGAUCUGGGUCACUGAACUUUGGUCUACAUGGCGCAAAGUGCUUGAAUCUCAGAGGCCAGAAGAACUUCGUAAGAUGUCGGAAAAGGUCUGGGAGAACACAACAAAGCCUCUGUCCCGCCUCUUAGACCGGCACACGAAGCCGCGCGAGUUUCUCAUGAACACCACUGGCGAGCACCUCCGGUGGGAAGUUGUUGGUAUCAUCACUUCUCUGGUUGGGCUACUGACCCAAACACUACAAGAUGGUGACCCUAUCUUUUGUUCGCACGAUGAAGCGCCUGUGGAUCGCACGGCGCUCACACUGAAGACUUUCAAUGCUUCGGAGGUGUGCCUUUCGUUUUGCAAAGAUUAUGACAUCGUAAACGAUCUCUUCAUAUGGUUCUUGUAUGAGCAGACAGUCCUGGCGUGCUCUCUACACUCGAAAGGGAGUUAUUAUAAUUGGCAACGGUCGUCGUACGUUUGCCAGGCGCUCAUCGCCUUUGGCCUACAUCAGAAGAUCGAAGUCGACGAUCAGACCCCAUUUUUCAUCGCCGAAUUUCGCAAGCGUGUCUUCAUAAGCCAGUACGACAACGAUAAAUACUCGGCAUCUUUUGUUGGGCGGCCUCCGCGAUUGACACGCCAGUACUGCCUCUUGCAGUUCCCGUUGGACCUGACCGACGCGCAAAUCAUGUCUGACGGUUUCGCGCUGGAGUAUGCAUUGACCAACCUGGAUCAAGAAGGAUGGAACACGCACGGUAGUAUCCAGCGCUGCACUAUCUCGCGAGUUUUUGCAGCUAAUGCUUUGCUCAUGGAGGAGACCUUGGAGAUCUCUCUGGGCCUUUUGUCGACUGAAGAGAUCCUGAGUCGUGCAGCAGAUAUCGAGAGGCGCGUUAUCCAGACUUGGGAGAACAUGCCACCAUUCCUCAAGAUAGACACCCAAAACCCUUACGAUGCGAAGCGCGCACCAGUGGAGCUGUUAUUCCAAACACUGAUACGGCUCGCGGAUUUCAACCAUCAUUUUCUUUUGCAACGAACCCUCAUCAAGAAGGUGGGCGCCGAUUCUACCAAACUCCUCGCCGUUUCCAGAGACAUUUUCAAAUUUAUACUGUGCAUGGCCAACAAUCGAGAUAUUUUCCGAGACUUUCAACUGGAUUACACCCAAUUGCUAUGUAUGUUUCUACCAGCAGCCGCGGUAGUCGCAGUCGAGCUUCUCCACCAAGAGCAAGAACCUGUGGCCGCUUCUGCAGCGGCGAAUCACCUGCCUCGGUCCGAGACCAUCCAAGAUCUUUCCGUCAUGGUAGCCACCCUUGCCAGUGUCAAAGCAGAUAGCGCAGCAUACAAGAUCUGCGACCGAGGGAGGAGAUUCAUCAAGAAAACGCUCGAUACCAUCCUAUCACCACCGCGACUUGAAGCGGUGGCAAGUACGUCUGGUAAUGAUUCAUACACAACUACUAGCAAUCUUGACGUGCCGUUGUUUCAGACGGGUACCGAUGGAGACUUUAUGAAGUGGCUGGAAAGUAUGGACUGGGAACAAGAUAACUGGGCGAACCUGACAUGAAUGGGGUACAAUCCCCAGCAAAUAUGAGAUUUUAAAAUAGCCGUCAUUCAAUUGGAACGCGGUUACCAACCCAAGGUCUUGGAAACUUCUAUAGCACCA